Messenger RNA from Pelodiscus sinensis (Chinese soft-shelled turtle), 2805 nucleotides. The record is from RefSeq and is a predicted model, not a curated record. Lineage: Eukaryota; Metazoa; Chordata; Testudines; Trionychidae.
AAUCGCCGUGUUCUGGGGUCUGACUUAGGUUUUAGCCUAGCGCCCCCUUCCCCAUCCGCGCCGGUCGCCUGGGUCUCACCCACUCUCCCCUCUCCACAGCUACGUCUCAACAGCAUCAAGAAACUCUCGACCAUCGCCUUGGCCCUCGGCGUGGAGAGGACCCGGAGCGAGCUCCUGCCUUUCCUCACAGAUACGAUUUACGAUGAGGACGAGGUGCUGCUGGCUUUGGCUGAACAGCUGGGGACCUUCACCACUCUGGUCGGGGGGCCCGAAUAUGUGCAUUGCCUACUGCCCCCCCUGGAGAGCCUGGCCACGGUGGAGGAGACGGUCGUGCGGGACAAGGCGGUGGAGUCGCUGCGCGCCAUCUCCCACGAGCACUCGCCCUCGGACCUGGAAGGCCACUUCGUGCCCCUGGUGAAGCGCCUGGCAGGGGGGGACUGGUUCACCUCCCGCACCUCGGCCUGCGGCCUCUUCAGCGUCUGCUACCCUCGCGUGUCCAGCUCGGUCAAGGCGGAGCUGCGGCAGUCAGUGGUCCCCAACGCGGUGCCUGCGGGCACCAUGGGGGGGGCCGGUCCCGGUGGGGGCUCCGGGUUCCCUCACUCAGCUCUGCUCCCCCCGCAGUGCCCCGAGGUUCGGCUCAACAUCAUCUCCAACCUGGACUGCGUCAACGAGGUGAUCGGCAUCCGGCAGCUCUCGCAGUCCCUGCUGCCGGCCAUCGUGGAGCUGGCCGAGGACGCCAAGUGGCGCGUGCGGCUGGCCAUCAUCGAGUACAUGCCCCUGCUGGCCGGGCAGCUGGGCGUGGAGUUCUUUGACGAGAAGCUGAACUCCCUGUCCAUGGCGUGGCUGGUGGAUCACGUCUACGCCAUCCGGGAGGCAGCCACCAGCAACCUGAAGAAACUGGUGGAGAAAUUCGGCAAAGAUUGGGCCCAUGCCACCAUCAUCCCCAAAGUGCUGGCCAUGUCCAACGACCCCAACUACCUGCACCGCAUGACCACGCUCUUCUGCAUCAACGUGCUUUCGGAGGUGUGCGGGCAGGAGAUCACCACCAAGCACAUGCUGCCCACUGUGCUGCGCAUGGCGGGCGACGCCGUGGCCAACGUCCGCUUCAACGUGGCCAAGUCCCUGCAGAAAAUAGGACCAAUCCUGGACAACAGCACCCUGCAGAACGAGGUGAAGCCGGUGCUGGAGAAGCUCACGCAGGACCAGGACGUUGACGUCAAAUACUUCGCACAGGAGGCCCUGACUGUGCUGGCACUGGCCUGACCCUCAGGACACGCCCCGUCGUCUCCCUGAUCUCCGGCCGCCGUCGGACCUUCGCUCCCCAACCCCCCAGCCUCUGUGCAUGUGUAUGAGCCCCUGUCGGGCGGGGGUGCCCGGCGGCCCAGCACUCCCCUCCUCACCCGAUCAGCCACCUGCUCGGCCAAGGCAUCGUGGCCCUUCCCCUCCAGCAGCUCCUCUCCUAUCUGGUCACCUCCUCCUGGGGGGGGUGCAGCACUCGGUCCCCCCCCACCCUCCUCCACUCAGACACUGCAGCCUGGGGGCAGCUCCCGGAGUCCUCCAUCCCUGUGCUCCUGCCCUCUGGUGCUGCACAUCCCUUCCCUGCAGCUUCACUCCCCUCCCCUUCCCCCCACCACAUGGGAGAGGGGGGCGGGUGGGGUAACAUCAGCUCUGCCCCCAGCUGGCCCUGGGCUGUACAAUGCCACCGCCGCCUGCUCUCCUCUGCGUUCCCUUCCUCCGGCAGCUUCCUCUCUCUCCUCCGCUGAAAUCUGCCUCCGUCUUGUCCCUGCAGCAUUAACCACCCCUGGACGCAGCCUGGCUGGCGUAGGCCCUGCCCCCCCCUUUUGGGAGCCCUGGGGGUGGGGCUAGUGAAUCCUGCUGGUCCCCCAGAAGCAGAACUCACCCCAGCCCCAGAGCCUCCCUGGGGCAGGUUUCCAGCAGCGAAGAGAGGGGCCCUGCCGCUGGAGAUGAGGUUUCUUUAACACCGCUCCGGUCAGUUUCACCCUGGGCUGGAGGCAUCUCCCUCGUCAGUUUCACCUUUGGGCCGGGCAGGUUCCCGCAGGCGGCUGUUUGCCUCUGGGGCUGGAGGCAUUUCUCAGCCCUGGGACACAGAGCUUUGAAAUCCAGCCUGCCCCGGCCAUCUCCCUGGUGCGAGAGGCUGAUCGGAGCCUGGCCCAGCUCCAGCGGCUCUGCUACCUUCCCAGAUCUGCCUGCCAGCCAGCCCUCAGCAGGUCUGAUCCCUGCCCUAAGCCCAGGGAGCUGCCCCCAGAGGGUGGAGCCAGGAGCUUGCAGGGGAGGGGAGGCUGUGACCUCGCUCUGUCAUGGAGCUAAAAUCUGCUUGGUGUUCAUCUCCUGGCCUCUGCAGGGGUAUGGAGCAGCCUUUCCCCCUACCCCCCAAUCCUUCAGGUACAGCUGAUGGGGCAGAAUCCCCUGGGUUCCUGCCUGGGGGCUUCCAUCCUCCCCCUGACCCUGCUGGAAGGUCCCGGGGUUGUGCCCCUCGCCGGGUAGGGCUGGGAAUCGGACCCAUCUAGUGCGGAAGGGGGUGUGACCUGUUGAAGUCAAGGAGUGUUUAGCUACCCCUGCUCCCACCCUGCCACCAAAUGCCUGAGCCCCAGCGGGACCCUCCCCUCCCCUCCUGCCCUGGUGGUCAUGCACUGAGCAAUGCCUGGAGGGUCCUCUGCCCCUUAACAAGCCCCACUCCCUCCUCACACCCUCAGUGAAAUGUCACUUUAAAUCCAAUGGGGUUUUUUUGUGUAAACUUGUUUUAUUAUUUUUUCUUCUCCAUGAUUAAAAAAAUGCUCGACCGUU